Molecule: messenger RNA, 4775 nt
Organism: Rhipicephalus sanguineus (brown dog tick)
Lineage: Eukaryota; Metazoa; Arthropoda; Arachnida; Ixodida; Ixodidae
Product: carnosine N-methyltransferase
Exons: 7
Coding region: 7-1170 (387 amino acids)
Molecular function (GO): S-adenosylmethionine-dependent methyltransferase activity
Source: RefSeq, a predicted model, not a curated record
UCAAAGAUGGCCGGCAACAGCGUUGGUGGCAGUGCGAGUGUUGUGGACGAUCCCGAAGAGCGAAAACAUUUUCAAAGAAUUGUGAACGCUUUUAGGUCAUAUAGGAGUUACUCCCUUCGACGGUUGUUUAAAGUGGUCAAAUAUGUGUCGAGUCUACCGCCGUCCCAUCAACUCAUGCUCAAGAGCUACCGGCAACACCUGGACCGAGUACGGAUGGCCAUUGACCACAACCACGAGGUUCUCAAGCUCGUGGUGGCCAACAUUGCCCACAUGUUCGAGAAUGCAGACCACUCCGAUGAUGUGAAACCGACGAAUCAGAUUCAGGCCACAUCGUUAGACAUGGACAAGGUGCAGGGUGUCCUGAAGCAGUUCGUACGGGAAUGGAGUUCCGAGGGGGCCGAGGAACGGCGAGCGUGCUUUCAACCCAUUUUGGACACCAUUUCAGAACAUUACCCACUAGACGAAGUAGACCCAUCCACCAUUCACAUACUUGUGCCGGGAGCAGGCCUUGGCAGGCUAGCCUACGAGAUCGCCCGCCAGGGUUAUUGUUGCCAGGGCAAUGAGUUCAGCCUGUUCAUGCUGUUCGCUUCCAACUUCAUUCUGAAUCGGUGCAAGGAAACCAACUUGUACAGCGUGUAUCCCUGGGUGCACCAAUACUACAACCACAUGGCCUCGGCAGACCAGAUCAGGCCCGCCCAGUUCCCAGAUGCCAACCCCAGCGACGUCCCUCCUGAGGCACAGUUCUCCAUGGCAGCUGGCAACUUUGUCGAAGUGUACAGCUCACAGUUGGAACAGUGGGAUUGUGUGUCGACGUGCUUCUUCUUGGACACGGCACCUAAUGUGGUGUUGUACAUAGAGACCAUAGCGCACAUCCUACGGCCUGGAGGUCUGUGGAUCAACUUGGGUCCACUGCUCUACCACUACGCCGACCUGCCUAACGAGGACUCGAUUGAGCCCAGCUACGAAGACGUCCGGAACAUCAUUCUUGCCAUGGGCUUUAUUUUUCUGAAAGAAGAAACUGGUAUUCCGACACCGUACACCCAAAAUCCACGUUCUAUGAUGCGGUACGAGUACCGCAGUGUGUUCUUUGUUUGUCAGAAACCGCUGCAGCCCUCUCACGCCAUGGAACAGGCAAUCCACGACGAAGUUGUCGACGGCGCUGACUCCUGAUUCAGUGACUUCCCGUUGCACAUAGAAAGAACGUGAAUGCGAGUAUUCACAGCACAUGUAUACGCAGCAAUCGGUCGAAAUGUGACGACUGGGUCCUCGUUGAUUAUAAUGUGUUCACAUAUGAUUUUGUACAGGUAUAGGUAAGAGACGAGAACCAAAUGAGCUCUGGUGUUUGAUGUACGCCCCAAUUUGAGCUGAGCAUGUGCGUGUGAUUUAAAAGCCAUCAGCAGUAGCGUUGAACAACUAUGACCUUUCUGGUGAUGUCGAACUUUAAGUGCUGCUGUACGUUGCGAAUUGAUUUUGCUACUCAAAGCAUGAGUAGUGUACGUACAAACGUGAGGAACAUUUGAUUGGUUCAAAGUUCAUCAGUGCAAUGCAAGGUUUGAAGAAAACUGUAAAGCAGCGCUUCCUUCUUUAUUGCCACGUCAGAUACGUGCAUAUGGUACUUUAGUUCUUGAAACUUGAGUAAGUUGUACAUUUGUUAAGUUAGGUAAAGAGACUUUACCAUCCAUUAUGAAUUGAAUAUUCCAUUGUAAUGACAACGUAAAUGUUUACGGCAACCUGCAGCAAUGCCUUUCGUUGAAGCCUGGGAAAUUCUUUCUGGUCCAAGAGGAAAUCUUAUUGGUCGAUAGCUUUCCCAAAGAAUGUUAUUUGUACGGCAAGAGUUGUCAGCAAUGAAAGGCUUCUCUUUUGAAUGAACCGAUAUCCAAUAAUUUCACAUAAAACAAACCGAUAUCUUCCCAUAUGUGUUAUGGAGCAUUUCCCAUGUGAUCGCCAUAUCCAGAGUAUGAACGUAUGAGAUCCCUCUAUGUUCAUACAAAAUUAUGGAAUAUGGGGCGUAUAAAUUAAUCCAGGAUGUUUCCCAGCCACCCUUUGAAGGGCUUACCCUCUAUUUCUUAUUUGCUACUGCGAUUAAGACUGCAGCAUUGUCUCAACACAAUAUGAUAUUCACUAUGCCCUUGCCUUAUAGCGCUAUAACACAGCCUCCAAGAUUGGUGGAUCACUCUGCACAAUCUCUGAUACACAGUGUGAACAAGAUUUCUAUUGUUCCUGCUUCGCCUGUAGCGACUUGUUGGUCUUGAUGUUUUAAUCCAACCAGUGGCUGUUGUGCUGAAAUGGAACCUUCAAUUACCUAAACACACAAAGAACAUAUUGCAAGACAUAACAAAGUAAAUUUAAAUUGCUUAUCACCUGUAUUAACAUGCAACAAAUACUACAUGCCUAUAAGAAACAUUAAAUAUGAUGAAGAUAUUUUUGUAUUGGAUCCCACUUUGGUAUAACAAGGUUUGGUUUUCAUAAAUGGCCUACAGUUUGUAAAAUAUCGGCUCGAUGAUGAAUUUUGUAAGACUAGUUUUUCCAGUCGCAGGCAUGCUUAGAGUUUGAUCGCUGAAAAUUUAUCACCAGCUAAGUACUCUGAUGAAUUCAGUGAAAAAGCAGGCAAAAAAAUUGCAGUAAUGAAGGUAUUUAUAAUAUAAUGCCUUCUAUGUCAUCCUGAUCCCGAGUUUUCUAUUUUUAUUGAAACAGAGUUAUUAAAGGUGUUGGUAUCAUGUGGUAAGCGUAAUUCUGUCACAUCAGCUGGAUUACCUGAAGAGGUGGACACUUCUGAAGAGCAAUUACAGAGUAGUGAUAACUAAUUAGACUAAUUAAUCUACUUAGCCAUAGUUAGGUGACAUUAUUAAAACAAAUCCUCACGUGCAUUAUUUUUUCAGACAGUUCAACCUCGAAAUGUAUCACAAGAUGCAUUGAUGUUCCACGAAUUAGAGCUUGAUUUUUCUUAAAGGGCCCGUAAACAGACCAUUGCUGAGCACAGGAUUUUUGUUAAAUAAAUGUAUUGCUUCGUUGCUCCCCUUGCUGAAGUUUUUCGAUUGGGUCAUAUGCUUGAAAGUGAUUAACAAAUAUAUUAAUUUUGUUAGUUACCUAAUAUUACUCUGCAAUUUAUUUUGCAUGUAGCAUCCAUAUCUUCAACUGUAGUCCAGCCAGUGUGACCAAAUCAAUGUCUAUCACCCGCUUUAAGAUACUGUUUUCAUAAAUUUUGAUAAGUAUGAAUGGUACGUGGCUUUUGCCACGCCGACAGCUGCCCUGGGAUAGUUGCAACAUGUGCGCGGCAAGUACGCUUUGCCUUGUGUGUGUUGCACUGCAUCCACUCACGGAAUGUGAAGUAGCCAUUCUCUCCAGAAAGAACUGGGCAGCACUUGAGAGGCGAAUUCACCUCCUAUAGCGUUUGGCGUGUUGAUGUAUCCGAGAGGCGAUUUUGUGAUAAUGUUGUGCAACAAUUUUCCACCUGCACACGUGACACGACCUUGUUCAUUCAAACUGAUCGUGAUUUGUAGCAAACUAGAGAACGUUGCCAUGCUGCAGUUUGCAAAUCUGCACGGUGCACUCUGGAUGACAUACGAAGCUCUGUAACCAACGUUGUUACCAUAUGCUAAUAGUUCCAGGUCACACCAACUUCUACAUGGAUAUGCACAUUUGGGGUCAUAAAGCUCCUUGCCCCUGGUUUUGUUCAUUCGGCUGUCACUGUGCUGUAUUUAUCAACUGUGAGUCGAAUAGGUUUAAUGACACUAUCAGAUCUGCUGACAAAGUCCUUGUUUCUCAUGAAAUGCAGGCGCAAACUGGAUUUCCUUAAUGCAGCUCUACUCCAUAACUCCUCUGCACAGUAAUGCCAAUCUUGGCACGAGUUUUUAAUUCAUCGAACAUGUUAAAUGCAAGUACAAGCUCAUUUCUGUUUGUGUAGUCAUUCUGUGUGGGUUUAGUUCACAAGUUUUACAGUAUGUUGAUUCGUAAUCGUUUACUAAUAUUGACACAUUUUCUGGUUGCGUUUUUCCAGUGACAGUUUGUCACUGACUGACAAAGUCGCAAGCUUAUCGCUCGGCACAAGACGUACAGUACCUUCCUGUGCCGAAGGUGUCUUGAAUAUUGUUGCCGAUAUUACGGCGAAAGAACCUUUGUCAUCAGUUUGCUCGUAUAAAGUGAAUAGUGGUUUGCAGUUCAGCGUAAUGGCUGUUGAUCUCAUAUGUACUAGAAUUUGAAAUUUGCACAUUGCUUAUGUUUCUUUAGUGACCACAUUUUACGGUCUAACAAAGUCGCGAAGUUAUUGCUUGGCAGAAGGUCCGCUUUCCUGGAGUGGGCAUUUCUCACACCACUAUUCGCAUGGUGCAGACAAUCUGAUAAGAAGGUUUUUUUUUUUUCUCUGUAGAAUCUAUGGCAACAUUCAAGAGACUUUCGAUACAGGAAGGCACAUCAUGUGCCAAAUGAUAACUUGGUAACUCUGUUAGGCAGGAACACACGGUCCUUGUAAAAACAUAAACAAUGUGUACAUGUCAAAGUUCAUCACUAAUGUUUUUCUUUUACGGUCGGUCAUUCUGCCAGUGGAGCUGGCAACUGUUCGUGAAGUUGCUUAACUUUGUUGUUUCAUUUUCUACAGCGUAGAGUACUUUCUUUGAAAGCUGUUGUUAACGCUUCCAUUACGGGUGGCUGUUUCUUAGAUUAACCUCGAUGUGAUGCUGGAAUGUUGGCUGGUCUGUGUGCUAAUGGACAGAAAGUUGUCAUGCUGUUGUUAAUAGAAAUAUAAUUGCUGCAAAUGAAAUAAAAUGUGAUGAUGUGAA